GUCCAACAGGCAACCGCUUCCUCCUUCAGCUCGCUUGCUUUCCCAGAUCUUUUGCCGCCGCCUCAGAGGCGGAGGACGGAUUGGAAAAGGGGCCUGUGAUAGCGGGGAGUCCCUGUUCACGCGGGCCCCAAGAUGUCCGUGGCGUUUGCAGCCCCCAGGCAGCGGGGGAAAGGCGAGAUAACGCCGGCUGCUAUCCAGAAGAUGUUGGAUGAAAAUAACCACCUUAUUCAGUGCAUAAUGGACUACCAGAAUAAAGGGAAGACAGCAGAAUGUUCUCAGUAUCAACAGUUGUUGCAUACAAACUUGGUCUAUUUAGCUACAAUAGCAGACUCCAAUCAGAAUAUGCAAACGAUAUUGCCACCACCACCCACACAGAAUAUGCCAAUGGGUCCUGGGGGGAUGAAUCAGAGUGGUCCUCCCCCACCUCCACGUUCUCAUAAUAUGGGUUCAGAUGGGAUGGUAGGUGGGGGCCCUCCUGCACCGCACAUGCAGAACCAGAUGAAUGGCCAGAUGCCUGGACCUAACCACAUGACUAUGCAGGGACCUGGGCCAAACCAGCUGAACAUGACAAACAAUUCUAUGAACAUGCCUUCAAGUAGUCAUGGAUCCAUGGGCGGUUAUAAUCAUUCAGUGCCAUCUUCUCAAAGCAUACCUGGACAAAAUCAGAUGACAAUGAGCCAAGGACAGCCUAUGGGCAGUUAUGGUCCCAGACCAAACAUAAGUAUGCAACCAAACCAAGGCCCAAUGAUGCAUCAGCAGCCUCCUUCCCAGCAAUACAACAUGCCACAGGGAGGUGGGCAACAUUAUCAAGGACAGCAGCCACCAAUGGGAAUUAUGGGCCAAGUUAACCAAGGAAACCAUAUGAUGGGACAGAGGCAGAUUCCUCCCUACAGGCCACCUCAGCAAGGCCCACCACAGCAGUACUCAGGCCAGGAAGACUAUUAUGGGGACCAAUACAGUCAUGGUGGACAAGGUCCUCCAGAAGGCAUGAACCAGCAAUAUUACCCUGAUGGUCAUAGUGAUUACGGUUAUCAGCAACCGUCGUAUCCUGAACAAGGCUACGAUAGGCCUUAUGAGGAUUCCUCCCAACAUUACUACGAAGGAGGAAAUUCACAGUAUGCUCAACAGCAGGAUGCAUAUCAAGGACCACCUCAGCAGCAAGGAUAUCAACAGCAACAGUACCCAAGUCAGCAAGGUUACCCUGGACAGCAGCAAGGUUAUGGUCCUUCACAGAGUGGUCCCGGACCCCAGUAUUCCAAUUAUCCCCAAGGGCAAGGCCAACAGUAUGGGGGAUAUAGGCCGACACAGCCUGGACCCCCCCAGCCACCACAGCAAAGGCCUUAUGGAUAUGACCAGGGACAAUAUGGCAACUACCAGCAAUGAAAAAUGUCAUUUGAGUACAAUAGCCAGUAUCUGUUAGCAGCCGUAUUGUCUUGUCAGCACUGUGGACAUCUCCCUGUGAAGAGAAUCUUCCAUUCCAUCUAGUCUUGGAAACAAAAAUACUUUCCCACAUUGUUGAUAAAUGGCUGUUUUACAGUAUAUUGCCUGCUUGGGCCAGUUAUAAACUGAAGUGAUAGUCUUUGUGAAAAACAAAUUUCACAUCUCUACUCUAGAUGGCAAUAUUGGACAGAAAAUACACUGACAAACAAUUUUUUUGCAAUGAGCUUAGAACUGUAUAUCAAACUGUUACAGACUGAAAUGUGUGAACAGCAUUGUAUGUUUAUGAAGGUUAAGGGAAUUUAAUAUUUUUCCACAGAUUCUUUUGUAAGGGGGAAAUUUUUACAGCAGCAAUAUUUUGUAUAUUAUGUUUUUCAUAUGGAAUAUGCAAGGCAGUACACUACGCACUGGGCAGGAUCAGAAACCCUCAUAGAUAGGAAAUACAGAUUGAGACAUGAUGCAUUCUUGAUCAUGUUGGUCUCUAAAUCUGCAAGGAGAGCUGGGAAAGGAUGUAGUUGCAUAUACAUCCAUAGCAGACUCGGUAUGCAGAAUAUCCCAAUUAUUUAAAUGACAAGAUGAUCAUGGGAAAUAUGACACAAUCUAUAAAGAAAUAAUUUUGAAAGAUUUUGUGUGAAAUUAUUUUGUAAAAAAAUGGUUUCUAGCAGAGGCAAAAAAAAUUUUGGUAACAGGAAUAUGUUUGGGUUGGAUUUGUAAGCAUCUUGCAAUGGUUUCAUGUAAACCAAGCUGUAAUCUUUUUUUUUUAUUACAGUAACAAGGAAUUUUAAAAGUGUUCAUUUAACCUGGCUUGAAUUUACAAAGUAUUUAAAAACAAAUAUAGACACGUAUUUUAUUUCAUAAGUGUAUUUAACUUUUAGUAGGAUGAUUUGUAUGUUACAAGAAUAGUAUAGAAGCUUUUGUAAACUCUGUCUAAACUAUCUCCACUGAAAAUUAAUGUUGUUAAGAAAGGAGGCAUUUGUUGUGUAUGUCCAUGUUUGUACUGGUUAAUAUGAGACCAAGAUUAAGUUUUAGUGAGGUUUUAAAAAAAAAUGCCAAAUCCUGUUGUGAGCUUCAUGAUGCUUACAGUGUUGCAUGUGAAGCAGCCACCACUUGGAUCAAGAGCAUAGCCAUAAAGAAGACAAGCUGCUUGAAACUGUUCUGCAGUUGUGUUUCAGGUGCACUACUCGAUACUGUGUUGUGAAGGAUGUGAGCAUUCUGACAUUAAAAGAAUGCAACUAAAAUCAGGCCAGAAUGUUCAUGAUAUUUUGCUAUAUUUUAACACAGAAAUAGCAUUGAUGUAUUUUGUCUUCUUAAUUAAUGACCUAAAAAUAUACAUUCUUCCAUAAUGUAAAACAGAACAAAUUUGUUUUUACAUUGGUUACAGAUUAAAAUCACGUUUUUGAACUGAAACCCAAGGAAUAUUGGUACGAAUUAAAUGCUUCAAGGUUUUGUGCCAAUUUUCCACCACUGUGUACUUCAUAGCUGUUUAAAACUGUACUCCAUCAACUCUAACAGAAGAAUAAAUUAUUUGUGAUUUUAA
Molecule: messenger RNA, 2974 nt
Organism: Heteronotia binoei (common prickly gecko)
Lineage: Eukaryota; Metazoa; Chordata; Lepidosauria; Squamata; Gekkonidae
Gene: SS18
Product: SS18 subunit of BAF chromatin remodeling complex
Exons: 11
Coding region: 133-1383 (416 amino acids)
Biological process (GO): positive regulation of transcription by RNA polymerase II
Cellular component (GO): nucleus
Molecular function (GO): transcription coactivator activity
Source: RefSeq, a predicted model, not a curated record